AUGGGCACCUCUGUAACGGAGACCCCAGGCGAACUGAUGAGACAGGUCGCAACGCACCUAUCAAGCCAGUUCAAAGACGUGACGAUUACGAUUCCAAGAAAGACAACAUGGAGCCAUGUAUUGCACGAAACGGAGGCCGCAUUGGUGGAUAAGACUGAAGAUGACUCUAUUGUUUUAAGGAAGUCUCGAACUGAGGCCCAGAGAAAACACUUCCGGGAGAUCGCGCUCCAGGGUGCUGCGAGCUGGACAGAUGCGGAGCCAACAACAUCAGGCGUUUUCGCCCCAGGCAAAUUUAUCAGCACCCGCUAUAACACAGACUCGAUUGCACUCCCCGUCAACGUCGAGGACUCGUAA
This is a messenger RNA of Pseudogymnoascus destructans, 354 nucleotides long. RefSeq lists its product as uncharacterized. The record is from RefSeq and is a predicted model, not a curated record. NCBI's taxonomy places the organism in Eukaryota, Fungi, Ascomycota, Leotiomycetes, Thelebolales, Thelebolaceae. Bases 1 to 354 code for a protein of 117 amino acids. The transcript has a single exon.